Paramecium sonneborni is the source of this 1443-nucleotide messenger RNA. The record is from the annotation of a GenBank genome assembly. Lineage: Eukaryota; Ciliophora; Oligohymenophorea; Peniculida; Parameciidae.
AUGGGUGCAUGCUCAAUCAAAAAGGGAACUUUAAAAAGUAUAAACCUUCAAAAUAACUUGUCUUCUGAAGAAUUAGCAUCACCAACAUUAAUUUUUUCAAAAAGAAAUGAUCAUACAUUAGACUUUAAUUAUGUUGAUGAAGUUAUCUAACAAUUCAAUGUAAUCAAUGAAAGUUAUUUAAAAUAUUACAACCAUAUUAGUAAUUUAGAUAAAGUCAACCAGAAUUCAAAUUCAAUUAUUGUAUAGCAUAUUUUGACCAGAUAAAUAUUUAUCGCUGAAAUUUUAGAUAAUAAUGAAAAAACUAAUAAUUGUAUUUCAUUAUUUUCUAACUUAUUUCAUCAAAAUUUAUAAGACUCAAUUGAAAUAUAUUAUAAUUGUUAACAAUACACAAUAAUUCUUAAUUAUUGUAAUGGUGGAAGUUUACAAUCAUUUUUAUAAAAUUAAUCAAAACAAAUUUCAAUAUAUCUAGUAUAGAAAUUAUUAGGAUAGAUUUUUAAUGUUAUUCAUUAUUUACAUUCAAAAUCUAUUGUGCAUGGCAAUUUAACUUUAAAAAGUUUUGAGAUUGUAGACUAAUCAUAAACAAUCUAAUUAAAAUUAGUUGAUUUUUUUUAAACUAUUAUUUCUGAUAAAAAAUCUUCCUAAAAACUUAAAUAUUCAAGUCCUUAAUUGGUAAAAGCACAUCUUGAAAAUCAAUUAAUUGAGCCAACCUUUUAAGAUGAUGUUUGGUCAUUAGGUAUUAUCGUUGUCCGAAUAGUGUUUAACAAUCAUUUUUUUACUGGAAAUUCAUUUAAGGAUUUUUUAGAAAAUAUAGUGUAAGGAAAAAGAAAUAAAUUAACUUUUGUUUAAGAUAAAUAUUAUCAUGAAAUCUAGAUCUUAUUAAACUAAAUGUUACAGAUUGAUCCUCAAAAGAGAAUAAAUAUAGAUUAAAUUUUAGAGUCUUUCUUAAUUAAAUCAUUUAAUAAAAUUUAUAAACAAAGAGUAAUGAGCCCUUUACUUUAACCACUUCAACAGAUUCUUUUCUAUAUGAUGGCAGAGAUGUAUGCUGACCAUUCUCUUGGAUAUCUCUUAUAAUUGAAAAAUGUAAAAAAAAUUACCAGAUUUUAAUUAGCAAUAUUAAUUAAGAAAAAAUUUAAGCAUAUCUAUAAUUAGUCAUAAUCUUUAUUUGCUGUCAAUAAAAUUUUUUAAGAAUAAUCUGAUUUGUAAUAUUUAGAGUUAAUUAUAAGAUUUACAGAUAAGAAAUCUUUAAUAACGAAAAAAAAUCUAUUGAAAGCCUUCUAUAACUUUUCUAAUUAAUAACACUUUAUUACAAUCAAUGAUGUGCUUCCAUUUUUCUAAGAAAAAGAAAUCCAACUCAGGUAAGCAUUUUUAAAAUUAUCUCAAGAAAAAAUAGAUUUUCCUUUAUUUUCUUUGCUGAUGUUUGAUUAUUUAUAAUCAUCAUAUUGA